Molecule: messenger RNA, 1548 nt
Organism: Symbiodinium natans
Lineage: Eukaryota; Dinophyceae; Suessiales; Symbiodiniaceae
Source: the annotation of a GenBank genome assembly
AUGGCUCUCAGGGAAGCCGACGGAAAUAUGCGCAUCCAGAAAGGCCACUUUGUCUACUGGAUGGAUUCCGACAAGGAGAUUCCCCGAGGAGAUCUGGGCUGGGUCAGUCUGACUCGAGGCUACGAUGGUGACAUUGGCGUGCUUUUCCCUGGCCCGGAUGGGAUCAGACCACAUCCCUGGCAGGGCGACCUGUCACAUGAGCAUCUCUACAAAUCCUGGUUCCAAAAAAUGAUGUGGGUUCAUGUUGCCGACGUGCCGGGUGUGUCAUUCUCGGACAUCGGCUACGUGUACGAAUACGGCGGAGGAGAUGUGCAGGUGACGAUGAAAGAGGCGCUCAUCCAGGCACCGCCUGAGGCCAUCCACCGAUGCGACUUCCAGCAUCGCUCUUGGGUGCACAUCCUGGAUCACCCUGAGAGCGAGCUCGUGAGCUUCGUGGGCACGUACAUGAAGAGCGGCAAGAUUGUUGCGUACAGCCCGUCGGGGAGGUGCGCGGAGUACGAGCCGUGGCAGUUAGCACUGGCGCGGGUGCAGGAGAAGUCAUGGGUGCUCUCGGAUCAGGGCGAGGUGGGUGUUGCCAAGGAUGAGGAGAAAGGGAAGAUUCUCGUGCGUUUCCCAAGCAGCGGCAAAGAGGAUGCGCCAAGAGAGGAAACCUUCAUGCCGAAAGAGCUGAAGUUGUCCCCCAUCCAACCAAAGAUGUUUGUCACCUGGACGGGUCAUGACGAGGAUGUGCCGGAAGGACACGUGGGAGAGGUCUAUGACCUCAAAAUGAAGACCGCGCGCAUCAACGUCCGCUUUCCCAAAGGUGAUUGGGACUUCAAGGUCACGGAGCUAGUGCCUCACAGGCUCCAGCCAGGGAAGUACGUUUGGUGGAAGUCCUCGGAUGAGGACAUCCCGAAAGGUCACAUCGGAGAAGUGAUCAAGUUGAAAAAAGAUCAGAUCGCGGUACAGUGGCCGAAAAGCUGGUGGAGCAUGAAGCCUGACCGAUUGCUGCUGCUGCCGUUUCAGAGAGGCGAUCGAGUCACGUGGAAGCACGAGAGCGCCGAUAUCCCUAAGGGCACCAUCGGCACGGUCAUCAGCAUUUGCUAUCACCGGAAGGGUGGUGAUGAUGGUGCGGGCACGAGCCUCUUCGUGUACUGGCCCGGCUUUGGAAGACUCGUAAUGAGGCCCGAUUCGCUGCGGAGCGCGAACUGGAACACGCAGAGCAUCAACCGCCUGAAGGCAACCUUCGGCCGCUUCGACCGGAAUGGUGACGGCAAGAUCUCCGAGGAAGAGUUGGUCUCCGUUAUGUCGAGCUUGGGCGACUUGUCUGAGAGCGAGUGCCGUGAACUCUUCAAGUCCCUCGACAAAGAUGGCAAUGGCAAGCUCUCUGUAGCAGAGUUCGUGGACUACGUCUUCGCGGAUGAGGACCGCUACGCCGGCGAAGGGCUUGCAAAGCAACUUGGUAUGGAGAAGCCACCGACGCCUGUUUCUAAGCCGAAGGAUGAGGCUCCGCCGGAUGAAGGCUCUGGAGGCUUCAUGUCCCAAGUGGGUUCCUUCUUUGGGUUUUGA